AAUAUUCCAAAAAAAUGAUGUGCAAAAAUUUGCUAAAAGAAUUAUAAAAAAAUACACAAAACUUCAAUAUAAUAUUAAUAGGUGUCAAAAUAUUUGUUAUCUGUAUCAUUAUCUUUUUGUAUGUGCGUGUGUUAAGAUGCUGUCAAGUGUAGCUCAAGUAAAAGCCAAGCCAAUUGUCAUGCAGAAAUACCUCUAAUCAAAUCAAUAUUUAAAUCAAAAUAUUCAAAAUAUAUAUAUUUAGCAUAUCGAGUGUGAAUCAAAUAAUUGCAAAACAAUUUGUCGUCGUUUAUAAUUAACGACAGAAAAUCGCAGAGUCAGCGCGAUAGCGUACUCAAUAUUGGUUUUAUUUUGUACCCUAAAGAGAAACCAGGACGGCUUCAUCACGGAGUCUUUGGAGUUUUUUUCCACUGAGGACGACGAUCUCGAGAUGGAUAUUUUACCAAGUGGGAAUAUAUUCAACGAACUGGAGCGCAUUUGCACAACUGGCUAUUUCUCAUCGCAGCCAUCGAUUGAGGAUCAAUGGCAACAGACCUGCUAUGAACUGGAGCGCUAUUUGCGUGACGAGCCUAAGCUGCAGAGCUAUAAAAAGAUGCACACUGAUCUGGACACAGCCUGGGACAUAUUUUCAACGCCCGCACGCCUUCUGGAGGAACUGAAAAUAAAAGAGAGUCUGGAUACGAUAUCGACGACCUCAUCUGUGUCGUCAAACUGUUCAGGCAUAUCGUGGGACAGCAAUGGUUCACAGGCGCUUAGCUGUGCAGUGUUAGUUAAGCAAGAGCGCAUCGACGAGGAUGACGAAGAAGCAACACAUAGACUAUCAUGUAAUGAGAAAUUGGACGUGCUAUUUGCAGCGCCGCCCUCAGCCAUAUCGCCCAAUCCAAGUAUUAGCAGUGCCGGCAAUAUGACGCCUACCAGCAAUAGCAACUGCUCAAGCAGCAAUAGUAGCGUUAACAUAAGCAACAGCAGCAGCAACUGCAAUACUAUCACCCUGAGCUCAAGUAGCAGUACAGCACCGGGUAUUAAAGUGCGGGUGGUACAGGCCAAGAGUCAGCGUCGUUAUCAUUUGGGUCAGGGUCAUGGGCAUGACUUUGUGCUUCCCCCGUUAACUCCGCCAUCAUCACCUGAAUCUAACCUUCGCAGCCAUAACUAUGCACAGCCGCCACAUCAGCAACUCCAGCGGCCGCAGCAGAUCGAUGCCAGUGAGCUGGCGGCGAUCCUCAAGCAGCAACAACGCCAGCAGCAGCAGACUUCAGCAGCAGCAAGUUCCACACCCGCGUCCACCGUUCUGCAUUUCAGCAGCCAAACGAUCGGCACCAAAAAUUCCUCAUUGACGCAAGCCACAACGUUGCAGCUGCAACAGCAACAGCAGCAGUUAGCAGUGCAACAUUUAAGCAUAUCGCCUCAGGGGCUUAGCAAAACUAGCAGUAGCAACAGCUCGGCAAGCAACAACAACAAUAACAUUAGCAACAGCAGUAGCAGCAGCACAGAUCAGUCCCCGAGUAACCAUAACAACAUUCCGCGCAGUACAAUCGUGCGAUUGACCACAGCCAAUGGAACACCUGGAGCCGCUGGCAUUAGCCUAGCACGUGUCAUACAAAUGCAAAACAAUGGCAAUGCUAAUGUUGCUGCCGUUCUCAGCGCCGCUGCCGCCAACAAUGUUAACAGUAACAACAACAGCAGCACCAAUCCUGGUACAACAACAUCCAUGCAACAGCAAUCGGCUUCACAACAUCUGCAGCAGACACCACAAAUAGUUGCCGUUGUUACGUCGCUCCCUGAAAAAUCAAUAACUGCUUCCAGCAAAAAUCAUCACCCGCGCCAGCAUCAUAGCGAUCACAGUCCGGAUGCCAAACGACGCAUACACAAGUGCCAAUUUCUGGGCUGCAAAAAGGUCUAUACGAAGAGUUCACAUCUGAAGGCACAUCAAAGAACCCAUACAGGUGAGAAGCCAUACAAAUGCUCUUGGGAUGGCUGCGAAUGGCGUUUCGCUAGGAGCGAUGAGCUAACCCGUCACUAUCGCAAACACACUGGAGCCAAACCCUUUAAGUGCCGCAGUUGCGAUCGCUGCUUCUCACGCUCUGAUCACCUGGCCCUCCACAUGAAGCGCCAUAUGUGAGGUGAAAUCUAAAUGGAAGUGCAAUUGUGUGCCAUCACAAGCUGCUAUAGUGCUAAUUAACAAAACUCACAUAACAGCACAAGCAACUGAAAAAUAUUUAAGAACUUCAAAUUCGAUAUAAAAUUGUGUGUUUGUUGCUGUUAGUGCUUAACGUCUUAUUCCAUUUCAUUAUCGUUUCGCUUCCAUAUCUUUUUGGUUUAAUUUCAUUUUAUCGUAUAAGCAUUUAUCAAAAUAACUUCCAUAUGCAUUUAAACUCUCAACAUAAAAUAUUUACCAAAGCAAAAUAAUUUUUUUCAGUAAAGCAUCAAGAAAAAAAACUGAACAAAAUAGCAGUCAUAAAUGAACUUAUAAAGCACAAUGAAUAUAUGAAAAUUGUAUGAAAUAUAUAUAUAUACAUAUAUUU
Messenger RNA from Drosophila novamexicana, 2519 nucleotides. Its product is annotated as Krueppel-like factor luna. Lineage: Eukaryota; Metazoa; Arthropoda; Insecta; Diptera; Drosophilidae. Bases 428 to 2116 code for a protein of 562 amino acids. The transcript has 4 exons. Gene Ontology annotation, molecular function: RNA polymerase II cis-regulatory region sequence-specific DNA binding; DNA-binding transcription factor activity, RNA polymerase II-specific. The record is from RefSeq and is a predicted model, not a curated record. Gene Ontology annotation, biological process: regulation of transcription by RNA polymerase II.